ACCCUCUCUCUUCAUUCACAACCAACUAAAGUCUUCUCUCUAUUCGCUAGCUCUCAGAGGACAGACAUCAAACAGAUGGAGGGUCUUAUUCCUUUCGUGUACAGAGCCAUAGUACAACAUAGGAAUGGCAAAGAUGGGCUUUUAAAUUCAUGGCUCACCGAGUCCCCUUCCGCCUCCUACUACGUCCGACUCCCAGGCGAUUCGGGUCGAUUCCAGAAUUCGGAUUUACAACUUUUCCGAUCCGAUUAUGGGCCCAAUUCUACUUCUACCACCUCUCAGAUUGUUGUUUCAACCGGCGUUCAAUCUCCGGCUCGUCGUUUAUCUGCCCGUCGAGUUGCCACAUGAUUGUAUGUAUCAAUAGAACAGCAUCUAUGGAAGCUCAUACUUUGUGGGUCGUUGUGGCAUUUGUGUGUAAAGUCAGUUUUAUUUCUUUUGUUUCUUUUGUGUCAAGCUUGUGGUGAUGAGCGUGUGAGAAACCAAAGGGGGCUUCGCGCUUUAGCUUUACCAUCAGUGGGAAACUGAAAGGUGAAGGUAUUAUUAGAACAGGAUUAAGCGUGUGGAAAACCAAAGGUGCCACAUGCUCUGUCUCGCUACUAUGAAAUGUGUAUAUAAUGAAUGUAAUGUGUUUGAUCGCCGAAGUGCCUAACUACGUUUGCUAUUAAAUCAAGGUUCUGUUUCUUGUUGGUUAAA
Messenger RNA from Tripterygium wilfordii, 690 nucleotides. RefSeq lists its product as uncharacterized. The record is from RefSeq and is a predicted model, not a curated record. Lineage: Eukaryota; Viridiplantae; Streptophyta; Magnoliopsida; Celastrales; Celastraceae. Bases 76 to 345 code for a protein of 89 amino acids. The transcript has a single exon.